This is a messenger RNA of Brassicogethes aeneus, 1062 nucleotides long. The record is from the annotation of a GenBank genome assembly. NCBI's taxonomy places the organism in Eukaryota, Metazoa, Arthropoda, Insecta, Coleoptera, Nitidulidae.
UUUGAUAUGCGUAACACAAUUUUUAUCGAAUAAUAUAAAAAUUUUAUAAAUUGCUAUUUUAGCCAUUUAAAUAAAUUUCAUAAGUUCAUGGUUACCCAGGGUGUGGUUAUCAUAUAAAUAGUGAACAAAUUUGGCAAAUUAGUACUGUGAACUUGAACAGCAAAAUAACAACAUGUUCGUAAAACUGGCCGUCCUUGCAUGCUCUUUGGCUGUAGCCAUCGCUGCUUACAAUGGACCUCAAGCAGGGGGACAACCUGCCGCCCAAUUCCCAGCAGGAAUCGACCCAGCCUCCUGCCCAAACUUCCCGGUAUGUGACAACCCCCUUGUAGCCAUCAGCCAAGGCCCACACGCUCGUGCCUACCAGCAAGCUCAACCCCAAUACCAACAGCAACCCCAACAAUACCAAGCCCCUCAACAAUACCAACAACAACCUGCCCAACAAUACCAACAACAACCCGCAGCCCCACAAUACCAACAAUUCGCUCCAGCUCAACAAUAUCAAGCUAGACAACCCCAACCUCAACCUCAACAAUCCCUCCCCAUCUCCCAAUACAACCCCGUGUUGGCGUCUCAAUACCAACCCGCCCAAUCUCAGCAGUACACCCCUGAAGUCCAGAACGCUUUGGACCAAGGCAAGUACAUUGGUGAUGGUGAUUACCACGGUGAGGGUCUCGCUGAAGCUCUAGCCCCAGGCUACCAAAGACAAGCCGCCGCUCCGCAAUACCAACCUCAAUACCAAAGACAAGCCGCUGCCCCUCAAUACCAACAACCAGCUCAGCAGUACGCUCAACAACCUCAAUAUCCAGUCGCCCGCGCUUACAGUCCAGCUCCAGCUCCAGCAGGCCAUGCUCAGCCAGCGCAGAUCCCAGCCGGAGUUGAUCCCAACGCUUGUCCAAACUACCCCUACUGUCACUAGAUGUUCCUACGUUAGCAACGAUUUGCUAGACUGCCAGCUGACGACAUGUCAAUUUUGUUAUUUUUAUCGUUUUUUGUAGAUGAUGGUAUUGCUGUAAUAUAUUUUUAGUUUUGUAAUUUUGUACAAAAUAAAUUAAAAAAUAUUUA